ACUAGAGCAUUUAAACAAAAGUAUAUCAUGUGCGUAAGGCUUAUAUGUUUCGUUUCUAGCGAAUGGAAGUCCCAUCACGACUGAUAAGCGAUAGGACCUCUGUGAUCGACCCCGCCCCGCCACUCUCCCGCCGGACGCAGCCUGAAUUAGGUGAGGUGACCUAAGGCUUGAACUCCCGUCCUCCAGCUGCCUGCCCGCCUGCCUAGAGGAGCUCUGCAGCAUCCGAAGCCUUUAGAGCAGACGUUCAGAGCCGCAUCAUCACUUGCUAGGAACCAAAUUCACUGUGAGUACCCUCGCCUUGCUCGCGACUGCACCAUCAAGGUACAUUUUCUUUCAAACGAGAAAAUCGUGCCCGAGGUUUUUAUUUAUCCUCUUCAUAUUGCUGACAAUUAUAAGCAUUCACAACUCUAGAGAUAUUGAUCUAUUGAGCAACCAAUAUCCGUACGUCUCCUUACCUUCAACCCGAAACCGCGCGGGACAUGUCCCAUUUUCCAUCCUUGAAGAUUAACGGCAUAUGGAUAAUUCUGACUGCUUCUAGCAGAGCAGUGUACCUCGAUAUCCGUCAACGAAACCAACCCUAGCGUGGUCUUCCGGGUUGACCAGCCGAGUGCGAAACAUGGCCGACGUUGAGAUGAGCGAUGCGCCCGUCGCUAAGAAGGGCGAGGCCUCCGGCAACAAGAGUGUCGAGGGAAAGAAGAAAUUCGAGGUCAAGAAGGUACAGACUUGCCAGUUGUGAGCCUCCCAGAGUCAUGCUGACCGAAGACGAACAGUGGAAUGCGGUCGCUCUCUGGGCAUGGGACAUCGUUGUUGACAACUGUGCUAUCUGCCGAAACCAUAUCAUGGAUCUAUGCAUCGAAUGCCAGGCAAACCAAGCAUCCGCUACAAGCGAAGAAUGCACCGUGGCUUGGGGAAUAUGCAACCAUGCGUUCCACUUUCACUGCAUUUCGAGAUGGCUCAAGGCCCGAUCUGUUUGUCCAUUGGACAAUAGGGACUGGGAGUUUCAGAAGUACGGCCGAUAAAGAGAAUGCGGUCGAUGUCCGAAUGUGAUGGAUUAUGAAGAAAAGAACAAGACAUCUGCAAGGAAACAGUAUUAUUUGGGUGUCAUAAUCAGCCUCGAGGGGCUGCAGAGGUCAUGACACAGCGAGGCCCAGUACACCGUACACAAUCUAUUGAUUUCCUUUGCUUGCAAGAUCGUAUGCGUAACCCGCUGGAAGCCACUUGACUGGAUGUUUGUUGUAAAAGGGCCAGGCCGGCACCACGACAAGGAAGGUUAACGCCGUGCCUCCUAGACCUAGGUAGACCGCGAGCUUGAUAUCUUGGAGGAUGUAGCCGACAACGAAGGAGAUCAGCUAGUUAUAAUCAUCAGCCAAACAGUCCUGCGAGUUAUCAGGAAUGACUUGGGGGGGAAGAAGACGUACGCCAGAAAUGACAAGGAGAACUGUAGCAAGGAGCUCGGCCAGCUUCUGUCCUUCAAAGUCCUACAGUGGAGCUUCAGUCAGCUGUUGAUCAGGUAAAUCGACGGGCGGGAUCGUGUACAAUUUGGCCAUCGACGAGGUCUCGGAUUUGAUCAAGGGCUUGUUCGGCCAUAAUGGAUGAUGGUCGGGUGGGAGUAUUCGUCGUGUGUUUGUACUGUGUCUGGAGAUGUUGUUCCGUCGGAUUGAGAUCGAUGUGAAUGCGAUCGCCAAUAGUGUCAAGUUCGGAAUUGGUCUCGACACCUGGCUGUUAGAAGGCUCAUAGACUAGUCCGCUUUCGGUAAACAAGCUUUUGCGGGCUGGAGAAGAUUCGAUGUCUAAGCGAAUGAGGACCAAGAUGCCGUA
This is a messenger RNA of Fusarium verticillioides 7600, 1817 nucleotides long. RefSeq names its product RING-box protein 1. NCBI's taxonomy places the organism in Eukaryota, Fungi, Ascomycota, Sordariomycetes, Hypocreales, Nectriaceae. The coding region runs from base 639 to 1019 and encodes 126 amino acids. The transcript has 3 exons. Gene Ontology annotation, biological process: ubiquitin-dependent protein catabolic process; protein ubiquitination. Gene Ontology annotation, cellular component: cullin-RING ubiquitin ligase complex; nucleus. The record is from RefSeq and is a predicted model, not a curated record. Gene Ontology annotation, molecular function: ubiquitin protein ligase activity; zinc ion binding; cullin family protein binding.